CAGGCGGAUCUGUUGUUUCAGGAAGAGGGCAUGAAGUUGAGAAUAAGGGACGGGAACGAUCAAAAACGUAUACAAAGUCAAUUUCAUGAGUUCGAUUUUGCUUUGUAGUGAUGACUUGACAUUGAUUAUCAAUUAUUAUUUCCGAACAAAUCAACAUUUACAUUAACACCGUAUAACUAGCGUUACCGUGUAAACAUGCCCAUUCUGUGCAGCUCUUCGUAUACGUUUUUAUUCAUGUUGAUAACAUCUGGUAUCGGCGGGGAAGCAAAUAAACGCAAUGUGCUUCUUAUAAUUGCCGACGAUGCCGGGUUCGAAAGCGAGGUGUAUAACAACACAGCGAUCCAGACCCCUCACCUCAACGCUCUGGCCAAGCGGAGCCUGAUCUUCAGAAACGCCUUCACCUCCGUCAGCAGCUGCUCCCCCAGCCGCUCCACCAUCCUGUCCGGGCUGCCCCAGCACCAGAAUGGCAUGUAUGGCCUGCAUCAGGAUGUUCACCAUUUCAACUCGUUUGACGGUGUGAGGAGUUUACCUCUCCUACUUAGCCAGUCUGCUAUCCGGACAGGUAUUAUAGGGAAGAAACACGUUGGUCCAGAAGCGGUUUACCCUUUCGACUUUGCGCGCACCGAGGAGAAUGACUCUGUCCUGCAAGUAGGGAGGAACAUCACCAAAAUCAAGCUCCUGGUCAGGCAGUUUCUGCAGACCAAGGAUGACAGGCCCUUCUUCCUGUACGUGGCCUUCCACGACCCUCACCGCUGCGGUCACUCCCAGCCCCAGUACGGCGCUUUCUGUGAGAAGUUUGGGAAUGGCGAGAGUGGUAUGGGCUGGAUCCCAGACUGGCAACCCCAGCACUACACCCCAGAGCAGGUCAAGGUCCCCUAUUUCAUUCCUGACACCCCGGCUGCUCGGGCAGACCUUGCCUCUCAGUACACCACUGUCAGCAGACUGGAUCAAGGAAUCGGUCUGGUUCUGAAGGAGCUCCAGGACUCUGGCUUCGGGAAUAACACUCUGGUGAUCUACAGCUCUGACAAUGGGAUUCCCUUCCCCAACGGUAGGACCAACCUGUACUGGUCUGGAACAGCCGAGCCCCUGCUGAUCUCCUCACCUGAGCACCCCCAGCGCUGGGGGCAGGUCAGCCAGUCCUACGUCAGCUUGUUAGACAUUACCCCCACCAUUCUAGACUGGUUCUACAUCCCCUACCCCUCCUACAGCAUCCUGGGGAAAGACAAGCCGGUCCGCCUGACGGGGAAGUCCCUCCUGCCCGCGCUGGACUCCGAGCAGCCCUGGUCCACCGUCUACAGCAGCCAGGGUCACCACGAGGUCACCAUGUACUACCCCAUGAGGGCUGUGCACGAGGGCAGCUACCGCCUGGUGCACAACAUGAACUUCAAAAUGCCCUUCCCCAUCGACCAGGACUUCUACGUGUCCCCGACCUUCCAGGACCUCCUGAACAGGACCCAGAGCCGACGUCCCACUCGCUGGUUCAAGAGCCUGCAGCAGUACUACUACCGGGAGAGGUGGGAGCUGUACGAUGUGUCUGCGGACCCCUCGGAGCUCAGGAACCUGGCCUCCGACCCGGCCCACAAGCACACGCUUGAGUACAUGAAGACCCAGCUGGUGAAGUGGCAGUGGGAGACCAACGACCCCUGGGUGUGUGCCCCUGAUGGGGUUCUGGAGACCAAGCUGAGCCCUCAGUGCAGGCCGCUGUUCAACGGGCUCCAGUGACUAUUGUAAUAAACAGUUUAACAAAAGCC
Molecule: messenger RNA, 1751 nt
Organism: Polyodon spathula (Mississippi paddlefish)
Lineage: Eukaryota; Metazoa; Chordata; Actinopteri; Acipenseriformes; Polyodontidae
Product: N-sulphoglucosamine sulphohydrolase-like
Exons: 8
Coding region: 196-1722 (508 amino acids)
Biological process (GO): glycosaminoglycan catabolic process; heparan sulfate proteoglycan catabolic process
Molecular function (GO): N-sulfoglucosamine sulfohydrolase activity
Source: RefSeq, a predicted model, not a curated record